Molecule: messenger RNA, 757 nt
Organism: Cucurbita pepo subsp. pepo (vegetable marrow)
Lineage: Eukaryota; Viridiplantae; Streptophyta; Magnoliopsida; Cucurbitales; Cucurbitaceae
Product: protein NUCLEAR FUSION DEFECTIVE 6, mitochondrial
Cellular component (GO): mitochondrion
Source: RefSeq, a predicted model, not a curated record
UCACACCAGUACAAAACGCAUGAGGCCUUAAACCUCCAGAAAACCCCCAACAAAGAGCUUUCAGAAUUCCUUUGCUAAACCAGGAACCAUGUCCUCCGCCGCUGCCAUGGCUGCUAGGUCAGCCCUCGGAUCUAUCGUAGCCCGAACCACCAUCUCCGGCAGACUUACCAGCGGUGCCAAAUUGAAAUCACUACGAUCUCCCUUUGGCAUCCCCAAGGGCAAGCAGAGCCCACUCUCCCAAUCCCAUCGCAUUUCGAGGUUUCCUGUUGAGGUGAGUUGCUGUGUGGAAUCGUUGCUUCCUUACCACUCUGCUACUGCCUCUGCAUUGUUUACGUCUAUGCUUUGCAUCUCUUGUAGGAGCUACGGUUGGACCCCUGAAGAUUGCAUUGAUGAUGUAUGAUGAAUGUCGAUGGUUCAAGCACUUGCCCUCUAAAGACAAUAUGCUGAAAUAAAGUCAUGUAUUGCUUGUUUUUCAUGCCCAAGUAGUUCAGUGACAUUGAGCUUUUAUAGAAGUAGGAAGAAACAAGCUCAUAACUGGGUUUGUGUAGGUUGAUAUUCAUGUUGGUGAGGCAAAAUUUUGUUAUAAUUCUCACUACCGAUGACAGUUACCAUCCUUGAGUUGUCCCUACUGAAUAUUCUUUCUCUUGAAGUUUUGGGGACUUUACAUGAGUUCAUAUCCAUUCAUUAUAACUUUCUAUAAAAUGGUGUAUUACAUCAUAGUCACCCCUGAAAAGUGAUACUGCUACAUUUGUGUUUA